AUGGCUGUUGUGGUAGCAGUAGCAACAACAGAGAGUGACCCAGAGCCCAGCAUUGGUAAAGGGAAUGAACACUUUUUAAAAAGAGAUGCCAGGCAACCACUGCAGUAUCCCAGGGGCAAAAGCAGGUGCCAUCUGGCUCCCAUUACCCAGUUCUAUAUAAUAGGUCCAAGGCAGAAAGAGGAGCAUUGUAAUAGUGACUACGUGCCUGUGUGUGGUUCCAAUGGGGAUACCUAUCAGAAUGAGUGCUACUUGAGACAGGCGGCUUGCAAACAGCAGAGUGAAAUACUUGUGGUGUCAGAAGGGUCGUGUGCCACAGAUGCAGGAUCAGGAUCUGGAGAUGGAGUCAAUGAAGGAUCUGGAGAAACCAGCCAAAAGGAGACAUCCACCUGUGACAUUUGUCAAUUUGGUGCCGAAUGUGAUGAAGAUGCAGAAGAUGUCUGGUGUGUGUGUAACAUUGACUGUUCUCAAACCAACUUCAAUCCCCUUUGUGCUUCUGAUGGGAAAUCUUAUGAUAACGCAUGUCAAAUCAAAGAAGCGUCAUGCCAGAAACAAGAGAAAAUUGAAGUCAUGUCUUUGGGUCGAUGUCAAGAUAAUACCACCACCACUACUAAAUCUGAAGAUGGGCAUUAUGCAAGAACAGAUUAUGCAGAGAAUGCUAACAAAUUAGAAGAAAGUGCCAGAGGACUCUACAUUCCUUGUCCUGAACAUUACAAUGGUUUCUGCCUACAUGGGAAGUGUGAACAUUCAAUUAAUAUGCUGGAGCCAUCUUGCAGGUGUGAUGCUGGCUAUACUGGACAACACUGUGAAAAAAAGGACUACAGUGUUUUAUACGUUGUUCCUGGUCCUGUACGAUUUCAAUAUGUCUUAAUUGCAGCUGUGAUUGGAACCAUCCAGAUUGCCAUCAUUUGUGUUGUAGUCCUCUGCAUUACAAGGAAAUGUCCCAGAAGCAACAGGAUCCAUAGACAAAAGCAAAACACGGGGCACUACAGUUCAGACAACACCACAAGAGCGUCCACAAGGUUAAUUUAAAGAGCGCAUGUUUCCGCAAUGGCCAGACUACAGAGAGCUUGGACUACACAAUUCAGUAUUAUAGACAAAAGAUUAAGACAAGAGAUCUACACAUGUUGCCUUGCAUUUGUGGUAAUCGACACCAAUGAAAACAUGUACUACAGCUAUAUUUGAUUAUGUAUGGAUAUAUUUGAAAUAGUAUACAUUGUCUUGAUGUUUUUUCUGUAAUGUAA
This is a messenger RNA of Gracilinanus agilis (Agile Gracile Mouse Opossum), 1241 nucleotides long. RefSeq names its product transmembrane protein with EGF like and two follistatin like domains 2 (gene TMEFF2). Gene Ontology annotation, molecular function: protein binding. NCBI's taxonomy places the organism in Eukaryota, Metazoa, Chordata, Mammalia, Didelphimorphia, Didelphidae. The transcript has 9 exons. The coding region runs from base 1 to 1029 and encodes 342 amino acids. The record is from RefSeq and is a predicted model, not a curated record.